Molecule: messenger RNA, 551 nt
Organism: Amphimedon queenslandica
Lineage: Eukaryota; Metazoa; Porifera; Demospongiae; Haplosclerida; Niphatidae
Product: ubiquitin-conjugating enzyme E2 N-like
Exons: 4
Coding region: 45-551 (168 amino acids)
Source: RefSeq, a predicted model, not a curated record
UACUGCCCUGGAUUUCUUUAUCCGUAUAUCCUCUCUGAAUAAAAAUGGCUGGUCUUCCCAAGCGGAUUUUAAAGGAGACUCAAAGACUAUUGACAGAUCCUGUUCAGGGGAUUAAUGCGACUCCAGAUGAACAGAACGCGAGAUAUUUCCACGUGGUGGUUGCUGGACCAAAAGAUUCUCCUUUUGAGGGUGGUACGUUUAAAUUAGAACUAUUUCUUCCUGAGGAGUACCCAAUGGCCCCACCCAAAGUUAGAUUUAUGACGAAAAUAUAUCAUCCAAACAUUGACAAGCUAGGAAGAAUAUGUCUUGACAUUUUAAAAGACAAGUGGAGCCCAGCGCUCCAGAUACGUACGGUAUUAUUAUCAAUACAAGCUUUACUUAGUGCACCCAAUCCUGAUGACCCACUAGCUAAUGAUGUAGCAGAUGCAUGGAAGACUAAUGAGCACUUAGCUAUACAAACAGGUGAAGAGAGUUUUUUGUACAUGUAUUUUAUCUUUACAUCUCUUUUAUAUUUUACCCGUUUCUGUCUUCUCUUCAAUAAUUUUAGCUAA